AUGGAUUCUGAUCCAGCAAAUAUCUUACUAUUAUUAGUAUUUGCAUCAAUAGUUUUAUUUUUUGCUUUAUCAUUCUGUGCUUAUAGAUUAUUCUGUCGCAACUCAGACAGAAAUGAGUAUUCUAGUUUGGACUCUGAUAUAUUGGGAUCACAUCUGAAUAAUGUUCCAAGAGAAUUUUUAAAUGAUGAAGAAAGUUUAUUAGACUUGGCAGAAACAUUUGAUUUCACCAAUUUAUCUCCUGAAGAACAAGGAUCAUAUUUGAAAGGGCAAGAAUUCACCACCAAUAAUCCUCCUGAUUUCACCAAAGUAAGAGGCAAGACAUUCACAAUAGAAGAUGAAAAACUCAUUAAAGAAUGUGGUAUAAAUGCAUUCCAAUUUGACCCAGAUCAAGAAUUGUUAAAUCUGCGUUAUAUUGUUGCCGACAAGACAGAAUUGAAUUUCAAUAAUAAUGAUAUGCCUUAUUCUACUGCCACUACAGUGUUGAAUUAUCCUUUACCAGUGAGAAAUAGAAUAUAUUCCGAUAUUGUUUAUUUUGAAACCAAAGUUUUCGAAUUCACUAAUGAAAACAAUCCUAAUGCACAUUUCUCUAUUGGAUUAGUCACCAAACCAUACCCAUCAGCAUUUAGAUUACCAGGCUAUAAUAAAUUCUCCAUAGGAUACGAAAGCACAGGUAAUCUCAAAAUAAACAAACCUUUCCCGACUCCUUUACAACAACAUCAAGAUGAACAUAGCGAGUAUAAUGCAUUGGUAUUACCUCCAUUGCAACAAUCCGAUAUUGUUGGGUUUGGUUACGUUAUAUCAACCGGUACGAUUUUUAUCACUAGAAAUGGUAAAAAAGUGUUAGAUGUGAUGAAAGGAUGUUUUGUUGAUUUGUACCCUGCAGUUGGAUGUUUUUCAACCAAUGCCAAAUUUCAAGUGAAUUUAGGACAAUUGGGUUUCGUGUGGAUUGAAGCCAAUGUACGAAAAUAUGGAUUUGUAUCAACCAGCGACUAUAAAAAGAUAUCCGGGGAUAGAGGUUUAGCUUCAUUACCACAAUACGACAAAGUCAUUGUUGAAGGCGAUAAAGUUUUGGAUAAAGGUGAAGAAUUACCACCGAGAUAUCCCGAGGAAGAAUUGGAUUUUUUUGGACGCACUGUUAAUGACAAUGUCAGAGUAGGGUCAAGUUCUCAACAUAUGAAAUUGAGUGAAAAGAAUGAGGAUGGUGAUGCUGAAGUGGGCAAUGAAGUUAAAGAGCCAGUUGAAGGUAGUUCUUCACAAGUAACUGAUGAACCAGAAGAGAUUAUGGAUCUUAGAGAAAGAAUUUACGAACAAAAUAUUCAAAAUGAGACUUCGUCAAUUGAUGAAUCAACACCAUUAAUAGCACAGAAUGAGAUUAGUGUUUUGGAUGGAAUAGUUGAAUCUCCACUCGAAGACAAUAAAAACGAGGAACUGCAAUCAGAGAGUCAACAAUUAGAGCCAGUUGAAGAGAAUGAAGAAACUAAUGAAAACAUAGUGGAAGAAGAACCACUUGUAGCAACAAAAGUGUCUGCUAAUGACAGUGUCACCACACAAGAAGAAGCUUUAAUCGAAAACACAGAAUCUUCUGUGACUAAUACAGAAAACUUGAAACCAUCGGAACCAUCAUCACUGAUACCAGAAGAAGAACAAGAGCCAACAUCACAACCUGUCUCAGUGCCAGAACAAGAACCAGCACCACAACAGGAACAACAAACAGAACCAGUACAAGAACCUGCACAAGAAGAAGAACCCGUGCCAGAAUCAGUGCAAGAUUCAGUGCCCGAACCGGUACCAGAACAAAAGCAAGAAACAGUAACAGAAUCAGUACCAGCAAGUACUCAAACAGAAGAAGGAGAAGAUGAAGUAUCUGAAGAACAUGGUAGUAAUGAAGGAACUAGUACUGAACCUUCAGCAAGUCCUGAACCAACUGGAAAUGAUGAGAAUAAUAAUAUUGGCAAUGAUUCCACUCCACUUACCACAGGUUCUUCCUCCAAUAAACCUAAUCAAAAAAAGAAAAAGAAGAAAAACGGAAAAAAAGGAGGCAAGAAAAAGGGUAAGAAGAAAUAG
Messenger RNA from Candida dubliniensis CD36, 2064 nucleotides. RefSeq lists its product as uncharacterized. The transcript has a single exon. Gene Ontology annotation, molecular function: protein binding. NCBI's taxonomy places the organism in Eukaryota, Fungi, Ascomycota, Pichiomycetes, Serinales, Debaryomycetaceae. The record is from RefSeq and is a predicted model, not a curated record. Bases 1 to 2064 code for a protein of 687 amino acids.